Molecule: messenger RNA, 498 nt
Organism: Pleurotus ostreatus (oyster mushroom)
Lineage: Eukaryota; Fungi; Basidiomycota; Agaricomycetes; Agaricales; Pleurotaceae
Exons: 5
Coding region: 1-498 (165 amino acids)
Source: RefSeq, a predicted model, not a curated record
AUGACAUAUACCACGGUGGCUACGCUCAUCCUUCUUUCAUAUGACGGGGCAUGUAUCGUCAGCAGUGUUCCGUGGCAUGUCGUGUGGUUUGGAGCCACUGCGAUAAUUACUCAAGCCAUCAUCUCCAUAGCUGGGUUAUCCCCUACGGCAAUAAGAGAUCUCAGACGUCAAUCAACGUUGUUCGCAAUCAUCACUCGGGAUUCCUUCUUCACCUUCUUGUUGGUGACAACCCUAUCCGCUAUCAUUAUAACCCACGCAUCCCUGCUGGCCCCCAUCAUUCCCUCCUUGUUUAUAACGACGUUGUCAAUCAGCGGUUGUCGCAUGAUUAUCAACAUGUUGGAAACAGAAGCUCGCAGUGGACGGACAUUACAAACGGGCUCAGUGCACCUAACGUCGCUGUUGAACGCUCUCGGCUCAACGUCUUCAGGUGGGUCGGUAGAACAGGAUCCAUCUCAGGUUGUCCAGAAUUCGUCGCCGCAUAACCCUAGCACGGCGUGA